Messenger RNA from Gastrolobium bilobum, 427 nucleotides. RefSeq lists its product as uncharacterized. The record is from RefSeq and is a predicted model, not a curated record. The coding region runs from base 74 to 427 and encodes 117 amino acids. The transcript is spliced from 2 exons. NCBI's taxonomy places the organism in Eukaryota, Viridiplantae, Streptophyta, Magnoliopsida, Fabales, Fabaceae.
GAACAGAGCGGGUAUCUGGACGUGGAAGAAGGCACCAGAACCACCUGAGAUCCCAGUCCACCACGAUGCUGAGAUGGAGGAUGCACCUGCAGGCCUUGAUGAUGAUGACGAUGAUGAUGGCGUUGCUGAGGUUGAUGUCAGACAGACACGUCCCACCCGCAGUCGGCGACCACCAGCUCCUCCUGAGGGUGGAUGGACACUUGAUCAUGUCAUGGCAUCCAUAAAUGAUCUGACUACUGACUUUAGAGGAUAUAGACAGAGCACGAGCAAGUGGCGGAACCAGAUGGACACAAGGGUUGCACGGUUGGACACAAGGGUUACACGCUUGGAGGGUUUAGUUGGCGAGGGUGCCCAUACUCAGGAGGAUGACAAUGGGGACGACACACAAUCGGAUGAUGAGAAUGGGGAUGACACGCAAUCGGAUUAG